This is a messenger RNA of Dendrobium catenatum, 597 nucleotides long. RefSeq names its product proteasome subunit beta type-4-like. Gene Ontology annotation, cellular component: proteasome core complex, beta-subunit complex; nucleus; proteasome core complex. The transcript is spliced from 4 exons. The coding region runs from base 1 to 582 and encodes 193 amino acids. The record is from RefSeq and is a predicted model, not a curated record. NCBI's taxonomy places the organism in Eukaryota, Viridiplantae, Streptophyta, Magnoliopsida, Asparagales, Orchidaceae.
AUGAAGGUUAUAUCAAGCAGUGUAGUAAUGAAGGCUGCGUUGGUUAUAGAUAGGAUAACACAACAACAUGGGAAGGCUGACAAUGAAGCAAUAGGUUCUUAUGGAUCAACUCUACGAUACAAGAGCGUGGAACGGAUAAAGCCUAUUGGUAAACAUACUCUACUUGGUGCAAGUGGAGAAAUUAGUGACUUCCAAGAGAUCUUGCGCUAUCUUGAUGAACUAAUUAUUUAUGAUCAUAUGUGGGAUGAUGGAAACUCUCUGGGCCCUAAAGAAGUUCAUAACUAUUUGAAUCGAGUAAUGUACAACAGGCGCAACAAAUUCAACCCUUUGUGGAACUCACUUGUGGUUGGUGGAGUUAAAAAUGGGCAGAAGUAUCUGGGGAUGGUUGGCAUGAUUGGAACACAUUAUGAGGAUAACCAUGUUGCAACUGGUUUUGGAAAUCAUUUGGCAAGGCCAAUUAUGCGUGCGGAAUGGCGUGAGGACUUGACCUUUGAGGAGGCUGUAAAAAUUCUAGAGAAAUGCUUGCUUGUGCUUUUAUACCGUGAUAGAUCAGCUAUCAACAAAUUUCAGGUAUUAUUUUAGUUUGAUGUUAUUUUU